Molecule: messenger RNA, 1313 nt
Organism: Dentiscutata heterogama
Lineage: Eukaryota; Fungi; Glomeromycota; Glomeromycetes; Diversisporales; Gigasporaceae
Source: the annotation of a GenBank genome assembly
AUGGUUAAUCUCAUAGCAAGAAGACCUCCUGUAGAUCCUUCAUCAAUGAAGGCUACAGAUAUUAAUUUAUUUAAUUUCACCAGACCUCAUAUGCGAGCUCUUCAUGUUUCAUGGAUUUGCUUUCAUAUUGCUUUUACGGGCUGGUUUGCUGUUGCUCCCUUAUUUCCUACUAUUAAGAAUGACUUAAAAUUAACUGAUGCAGAAAUAGGUGAUUGUAAUAUUGCUGUCCUCUCUUCAUCAAUCAUAUUUCGUAUAUUAGCUGGACCGUUAUGCGAAAGAUUUGGCCCGAGACGUGUCAUGGCUGGUUUCCUUAUCUUAGGUGCUAUACCUACAGCUUGUGUCGGUUUUGUACAAAGUGCUAAUUCUCUGAUAGCUGCUAGAUUCUUUGUUGGUAUUCUCGGCGCGACAUUUGUAUCUUGCCAAUUCUGGUCAACACAAAUGUUUAGUCCAAACACUGUAGGUGGAGCUAACGCGCUUGCAGCUGGUUGGGGUAACAUGGGUGGCGGAAUUACUUAUUUGCUUAUGCCCUUAGUAUUUGAUAUAUUCAACAAAUUUUUACCUGUCAACACCGCUUGGCGUGUCUCUAUGUUAGUCCCAGCUUUUUUAUGUAUAAUUGGUGGUUUAAUCGCUUAUUUUCUUGGAGAUGAUUGCCCUGAAGGUGAUUGGUCUCGUCGUAAUCUUUACCCCAAUGAUGGUUAUGUUCAAUUUGAAGAUAAAGAUUCAAAACAACCAAAAAUAAAACAAGAUAUGGAGAUGCAAAUUCAUCGAAUUCCUACCGUAAUUCAUUACCUUCUCGUCUUUAUCAAUCCUAACGUUGUUUUAAUGAUGGUAAUGUACGCAUGUUGCUUUGGUGUGGAAGUAGCAGUCGAUAAUGUUAUCUCUAUUUUUUUAACUUCUAAAUUCGAAAUGACUCAAACUACUGCUGGUUUAUUUGGUUCCAUAUUUGGGUUAUUGAAUAUUUUUUCUCGGCUCAGUGGAGGUCUGAUUUCUGACCUUGUAAAUAGAAAAAUGGGUGUUCGUGGUCGAUUGUUUAUGAGCGAAAGUAUUGUAUCAGCUAUUGUCUUAAUGGCAUGUUUUUCUUUAUUCACUCAGGCGUGUUGUGGAACGUCAUUUGGUAUCGUUCCUUAUCUUGAUCCUGCAGCUACGGGAAUAGUUACAGGAUUAGUAGGUGCAGGAGGUAAUGUUGGGGGUUUAAUAUUUGCAGCAGUUUUUAAAGCUUAUGCUGGUGAUCUACAAACUGGAUUCAUGAUAGUAGGAUUAUCUGUAUUAACUGUUUCGUUUAUUCCAUUUUUAAUGAGUAUUCAUGGGCGAAC